Molecule: messenger RNA, 1391 nt
Organism: Nanorana parkeri
Lineage: Eukaryota; Metazoa; Chordata; Amphibia; Anura; Dicroglossidae
Gene: CHODL
Product: chondrolectin
Exons: 7
Coding region: 268-1149 (293 amino acids)
Biological process (GO): positive regulation of axonogenesis
Cellular component (GO): cytoplasm
Source: RefSeq, a predicted model, not a curated record
CAAUGGGAUGGAGCUGGUUACAGCACAAUACUUGAGGCACUCCGAGACAUUGCUCAUUAAGAGAGAGCAGGCUGUGCUCAUCAUGACUUACUACAGCAACUGAGAGGAGCAACACAGAGACAUGACACAUCACACCAUCACUUCUCACAGAACUACGAUUCAGGAACACAGGGAUUGCUAAACUGACUCUUUCCUUUUUAUUUUUUUUUGUUCCUGUGAGAUAUAAGUUAUUAUUGUAUUAGUAGUAUUCUGGAGACUGUAAUCAUCAUGUACCCAUUUCUGUACUCUAAUGCAUUCCUGGUGCUGCUCGGUGCCAACCUCUGGGGGCAUGGCAGUUCAGACACACGUGUCGUGAGUGGCCGGAAGAUUUGCUAUGCAGGCUACAAGCAUCCUUGUUAUAAAAUUGCUUACUUUCAAGACUUAACUGCACGAGUUGGUUACCAUCAUGCUCAUCAGGUCUGUAGUGGAGAAGGAGGUCAUCUUUUAAGCAUUGAAAGUGAAGCUGAGCAAAAACUCAUCGAGAGAAUGUUGCAAAAUCUGACAAACUCAGGGUCUGGAAAGUCAGACGGGGACUUCUGGAUCGGCCUGUCAAGGAACUUGCAAUCCAUGGCAACUUCAGGAGCCUGUCCAGACCUUUACAUGUGGGCCGAUGGGAGCACUGCACUGUUCAGGAACUGGUAUGCAGAUGAACCAUCAUGUGGCAGUGAAGGGUGUGUGGUCAUGUAUCAUCAACCAACUGCUAAUCCUGGAAUAGGAGGACCAUACAUGUACCAGUGGAAUGAUGACCGGUGCAACAUGAAGCACAAUUUUAUAUGCAAAUAUCCACCAGAAAAUAUCCUAGAAAAAGAAAAAGGAGAUAGAGCAGAGCCAGACUAUGACCCACAAUCCCCUGUGACAACGGAAAGAACCUAUGCUACCAACAGGCCGGAUGACUCUUCUCAUGUUACUGCAGUAGAAACAGGAUUAAUGCCAAAUUUAAUCUACGUCAUUAUACCGACCAUCCCUUUGCUGCUGCUGAUACUGGUGGCUUUCGGAACCUGCUGUUUUCAAAUGCUACAUAAAAGCAAAGAACGAACAAAGACCAGUCCCACCCAGUCUACCUUGUGGAUUUCAAAAGCCCCAAGGAAUGAGAUCAACAUGGAGGUAUAAAUAUAACAAUGACUUGUAUCACCAUAAUGCAAGAAACAAAAAAUAUAUCCCAAUGUAUUUUCUGCAUCAGUAAACUUUAAAGCAUUGGCUUGGAAUGACUUUCUAUCUCGGCAUCAGUAUUCCGUUCAGCAAGAAGAACUAACGGCUCCCCCUUGAGGCACAUUUUAAGAACACUUUUAUAAUACUCAUGUUUCAUUCAUAAGCAAACUGGAAUCCUUGUCUUGCUACAUUAGAAAAAAAAA